AUGUGGAAUAAAUCCACUGUCGUUCUGAUCCUCAUGUUGGGCCUGUGUGAGUGCUGGGACAAGGUGCAGCUCAGCCGUGUCGAUUUUUCACCCAUGUAUGUGGGUGAAUGUGGAGAGAUUUAUGUGACGGACAAAGUUGUAAUUGAAUCCCCGGGCUUUCCCAAACAAUAUCUGCCCAAUAUUCACUGUGAAUACAUCCUGUGGUCGCCGUGCCCGACCAAUUUCCACGUACAAUUUCACGAAUUUGACCUGGAGGCGUCCCACCUGUGCCACAAGGACCAAUUGAGGGUAUCACGAGAUGGUGAGGAUGUUCAUCUCUGCGGCCGUGUCGCCGGCGUUACGUCCUACCGAUCUCAGGAAGGUGUGAUUAAAUUGAAUUUUAUCACCGACAAUGCCAUAGAGUACAUGGGUUUUCGGCUCUUAAUCACACGGGACUCCUGCCACAGUGGGAGUGUCAAUGGCACAAACAACUUCGCCACAGUGACGGGUCCCAACACCGGCUGGAGUGACUUGAGAAACCACCGAGAGAGUGAUGGCGAGAGAGCAAUCACAAUUCAAUACCAGAACAGUGGGAGGAAUUUUCCUGCCUUCAAGCUUUUUGUCAAUACGGAUUGGAAUCAGGAAAAUCAGGACAUCAAUCCUGCACCACCGUCAAAAUGCAGUGCUGCUCAAGGGUGGAAGAAUUGGUACACCUCAGUUGCUCCCUUGUCAAUUGGGGGCGCCGAAUUGGUGGGAAAUGGCAGCGAACCUGCCCAUCGCCAGGAUGAGGCGUCAUCUCACUUGCCACAGCAAUUCCCUCAACCAUUUCCGCCUCCUCAGCAGUUUCCACAGCCCUUCCCACCUCCUGUCCAAUUUCCGCCCAGCUGCUGUCGCUUCAGCCCCCUCAAUCGACCCCGAUUUCUCAUCUCGUCGCCCAACUUUCCGCACAGGAACGUCAACAACUUCGAUUGCGUCUACGUUAUUGAGCGCCUCGUAACAUCGUGCCGCCUGAGAGUCAUCUUCAGAUACUUCCUGCUGCCGGAUGUGGACCAGAACUUCUGCGUGAACUCCUUCGUGGAGAUGGACGGCAGAAGAUUCUGCGGAUGUCGCUCUGGAGUGGUUUACCUCAGUCAGUGGGGCUUCGAGAACAGGAAGUUCAUCCGCCUCAGGAACUUCCAAGCGCCCGUGCCCACCUCCAUUGUCCAGGGAUUUAUCAUGGAGGUCAUUCAGGAGGAGUGUCCCUACAGAUAUCUCGGCAGUGUUUCGGGAGCAAAUGACACCGCGCCAAGGGAGAAACUCGACUUUAGACCCGCUGACAAUGCCACAAACUCAAAUGAAAGUUUCCCGAGUCGAGCGGAUGAAGGCAGGCCUGAAAGUGAGGAUUACGAGCCCUCCAUGAAGUUCUUCUUUCCCAACACCGCCAACCGAUGCUAUUUUGGGUGGCUUCAGUGGUUUCAGCUCACUGUUAAUCCGCUCUGGAUCACGAGGCCUCAGUGUAGAGUCUGAGGAAGAAAUAUGGUUAAU
This is a messenger RNA of Phlebotomus argentipes, 1503 nucleotides long. RefSeq names its product cubilin. The record is from RefSeq and is a predicted model, not a curated record. The transcript has a single exon. NCBI's taxonomy places the organism in Eukaryota, Metazoa, Arthropoda, Insecta, Diptera, Psychodidae. Gene Ontology annotation, molecular function: serine-type endopeptidase activity. The coding region runs from base 1 to 1485 and encodes 494 amino acids.